AUGUCGAGUGGCUAUGAGGACGAGGCGACGAUCGAUGAUAGCGAGAAGGUGCAGAUUGUUUCCAAUUUCAUCCUGCACACGCCGCCCGGUGAGCUGGACGACGUACUCAGUGACAUCCAGGUACUGGUCAACGAUGCUCAAGUGUUCAAGACGGCCGUCAUGAGAGCGGUGGCCACAUACAACAAGGAUCAGUUCAUUCCCGCCCACGUUCCCGACGCCGACCAAGCAGUUCUGGUGACUGAGUUCAACGACCUCGGCAGCCACCGAUUCUUCGACCCGCGUUCAAAGCAGUCUUUCCGCUUCGACCAUAUCAAGAAAGUGGCCAGUGAAUGCAAACCGUGGAAACCCGACGAUCUGCUCGAGUCUUGGAGGAGUUGCUUUGAAGAGGAAGUCGAUCUGUACACAUCGAAGCACUACAAGAACGGAGUGGCCUGUGUGUUUCCCAUGAAGGAAGACUCGAAAAACAAGACGUUCAUCCUGAACAUCUGCAUCGAAGACCACCAGUUUCAACCAGUCAACUACUGGAAUGGGCGCUGGAGAUCGUAUUGGACGGUCCGUAUCCAACCAGGUGCAAACAUUCAGAUAUCAGGCGUUCUCAAGGUACAAGUGCACUACUAUGAAGAUGGCAAUGUGCAGUUGGUGACCUCCAAAGAUUACCAGGUCAACUUCGACGUCGAAUCAAAGCUGGAUGCUUCAAAGCGUUUCAUCGAGUUCGUGGAAGAGUGCGAAAAUAGCUAUCAACUGGCGUUGGCUGAGAACUACAAGACAAUGUCUGACACUACUUUCAAAGCUCUCCGGAGACAGCUGCCUGUCACCAGGUCGCUCAUCGAUUGGAGCAAGAUUGUUCUGUACAGUGUCGGAAAAGAGUUGAAGGAAUAA
Nilaparvata lugens (brown planthopper) is the source of this 879-nucleotide messenger RNA. RefSeq names its product F-actin-capping protein subunit alpha. Lineage: Eukaryota; Metazoa; Arthropoda; Insecta; Hemiptera; Delphacidae. Gene Ontology annotation, molecular function: actin filament binding. Gene Ontology annotation, cellular component: F-actin capping protein complex; actin cortical patch. The coding region runs from base 1 to 879 and encodes 292 amino acids. The transcript has a single exon. Gene Ontology annotation, biological process: actin cytoskeleton organization; barbed-end actin filament capping. The record is from RefSeq and is a predicted model, not a curated record.